AUGACCAGCCAUAAUUUACAAGAUUCAGGAGGCUACCACAUCACAGAUUGCCUGCAGACGACUUUAACAUCGCUCGAGGAGGAGGUAACGAGAGUGAAUACGAGCUCCAUGGAGUUGGAGAGUGAGAUACAACAACUACAAAGUGAACGACACAAGCAAAACAUAUUGAUAUCAUUGCAAUCCCAAUACAUUGCCCUUCUGGAGGAGAGACUCAAGUUUGAAGAAUCCACGGGGCCUCUCAUUGAGGUCGGCGGUAUCAGAAACGGGACCAAUCUUGAUGGCAAGAUUCGCACUUAG
Molecule: messenger RNA, 297 nt
Organism: Colletotrichum abscissum
Lineage: Eukaryota; Fungi; Ascomycota; Sordariomycetes; Glomerellales; Glomerellaceae
Exons: 1
Coding region: 1-297 (98 amino acids)
Source: RefSeq, a predicted model, not a curated record